Messenger RNA from Chaetura pelagica (chimney swift), 2880 nucleotides. RefSeq names its product Treacher Collins-Franceschetti syndrome 1 (gene TCOF1). NCBI's taxonomy places the organism in Eukaryota, Metazoa, Chordata, Aves, Apodiformes, Apodidae. The record is from RefSeq and is a predicted model, not a curated record. The transcript has 16 exons. Bases 1 to 2880 code for a protein of 959 amino acids.
AUGUGCCUGCAGAUCCCACUUUGGCUGGAAUCAGCAGCCACAAAACGGAAGUUGCUCCCUUCCCUCUCGGCCUCUCUUGAGGACAUCUUCACCCACUGGGAAAAAACUCCUUCAAAAUCCAGGAGAAGAAAGGCGAGUGAUGAGGAGGCAGCUAUCCCAGAAAAAAUCCGAGUUCCUGAUCCUGUGAGCAGCUCUGAGAGCUCAGAGAAGGAAGAAGAUGAGAAAGAGAAGGCGAAAGCUGCAAAUGCAACCAGCCUUUCCCUGCCCACCAACUCAGCAGUGGUUGUAGACAGCAGUGAAGAUGAGGACUCCUCAUCAGAAGAGGAGACUUCAGCUGGAAAGGGUGCAGUUACGGUGACCCCAGCUGUGGUGGGUGGCAAAGCUGCCAACUCCCUGCACUCUCCUCACAAACCUGCUGCCCCAGCAGGCAGAGCCGCGGUGCUCACUGCUCCCAGCAGGACUGUGCUCUCCAACAAGCAGCAGCCCAAUGCACCAGUAGCUGCUGCAGCUCCAGCCAAAGCUGGGCAGAAAUUGCCCAGUCCUGGGAAGUCUGGACAGGCUACAACAGCAGUGGCCAAAGUAGGUCAAAGCAAAGCACCAGUAGCGACCAAAGCAGCAGAAAGCUCCAGCAGCAGCAGCUCAUCAGAGAGUGAGGAGGAAAAAGAGACGCCGGCUGCGAAUGCCCCGGCUCCCAAAGUGGAGCUGAAGCAGGCAGCUGGGGCUGCUGAGAGCAGCAGUGGGGAAUCAAGUGAUGAGACAUCCUCUGAGGAGGAGCUUGCAACUCCAGAAAGCCAGGCAAAACCAGCUACAAAACCAGCGCAGGUUACUGCAGAACCUGUGAAAAGUGCUCCUACUGCUUCAAUGUCCCUCAAGAAGAAUGCAGUGAGGCAAACAGCAGCAGCACCAAACCAGACCAAACCUGCAUCCACAGCAGUUCCUGGGGCUGCAAAGCCCGAUGACACCUCAGAGAGCAGUGACUCCUCAGACAGUGAAGAUGAGGAACCUCCAUCAGUAACACAAACAAAGCCACCUCCAAAAUCCUCCCAAGCCGUCCCACCCCCAGUGAAACCUACACCAGCAACAUCACUCUCUGGCAAAGCAAAUCCGGCAAAAACGCUUCCGCUGUCCCAAGGGAAGCCAGCCCCAAAACUGGGAGUGCCACAGCAGGCCAAAACCAAGCUGGGAAAGACCUCUGCUCCUGCAAAGCCUGCUGAAGGCACAAAGUCAGCAGAGAGCUCCGAUUCCUCAGGCAGUGAAGAGGAGGAUCUCCCUGUGCCCAUCAGCCAGAAGAGGAUAACAGAACAGGCUGGGCCUGUUCCCAGCCUGAGCCAGGCUGCUAAAGCUGGGCUCCCUGAAAAAGCAGUGGGAAGCACCUUGAAAAGCCAAGUCUCAGAAAGUGGGAGCAGUGACUCAUCUGACAGUGAAGAGGAGUCCCCUGCAGCACAGACACAGCCUGCUUUUCCUGCAGUGAAAACCAAUGCUGUGCCCCAGCCAACAAAUGUGAAGAAAGGACCAGCUCCAGCACCAGUGCCAGCCCCUGUGCCAGCCCCUCCACCCGUGGACAGCAGCGAUGAUUCCAGCGAGGAGUCCGAUUCAGAGGAGGAGAUGGUUCCCCCUUCUCAGGUCCCCGCUCCUCCUUCCCUAAAGCAAACGGUUCCCAUGGGAAAAGCUCCUCCAGCCAACACUGCUGUCCCACAGACUGCUUCACCUCUGGGAAGUCCCACCACCAAGUCAAGGAAGCCAGGCCUGCAGCCAGCGCAGGGCGCCCGGCUGAACCAGGUUGUGCCACCCACCCAGGCAGAGGAGACCUCAGACAGUAGCAGUUCCUCAGAUAGUGAUGAGGAGGAGAAGCCCAAGCAGCCCCGCAAACCUGGUUUGCAGCAGAAACCAGGAGGGAUCCAGCCAGCCCAGAGCUCCUCAGAGUCCAGUGAGGAGGAGGCAAUGUCACAGUCCCUCCUUACAAGCUAUCUGGGCCUCUCCAGUACCACAGCAGCACCUCAGGCAUCAAAGACAGUUCCUCCCCAGCCUGCAGGCAAAGUGGAGCAAGGGAAGGCAGCUGUGACUGCUGCCAACUCCUUUCCCAAGGCCUCUGUGAGAGCAGCCCCAGCCAACGGCUCCAGCAGUGACAGCAGUGACUCCGACACCGACAUCGACCAGGUGGCUGCAAACCACAAAGCAGAAAACAACCUCCCUCCAAAGCAGGAAGUCACUGGAGCCUCCAACAAAGAGAAGGGGGCACAAAAAACAAAGCCAGGUCAUGCCAGCCUCAAACCUCCCCCAGCCAAGAAAGCCCUGACUGUGAAAGAGAAUGAUGUUGGGGCAAAAGGGGCACAGGUGGUCCCAGCAUCACAUGCAGUGUCAUCCAUCCCACAGUCAGAGGAGUCAAACUCAGGGAGCGAAACAGAGGUCACUUCUGCUGCCAAAGUUCCUGUAGUGCAAAUGCUGGAAGGGUUGGAAGGGAAAAAGAAGAAGAAAAAGGAGAAAAAAGAGAAGAAGGAAAAGAAGAAAUCUUCCUCCACAGCAGACAAGGCUGUGAAAACAUCUAAGAGCAAUGACAAAGAGAAUAAGAAGCAGAAAACAUCUCAGAAGCAGAAACUGCCAGGAGAGGAUGGGGCUGUUGGGCAGCCCAAGGAGAAGAAGAGGAAAGGGCAAGCUAAUGAAGAAGUACCCAAAAAGAAAAAGAAAAAAGCAUCUGGUGACAUGGAGAAGCUGCCAGGCAGCAAGGAAAAGAAAAAAUCAGCUAAAAAAAAAAAGACUGGAAAAGAAAAGAAGAAGAGCAAAAAGGUGUCUUUGGAAGGGGAGCCUGUAGCAGAUGGCUCUGCUGAGGUUCACAAGAAGAAGAAGAAGAAGAAGAAAACAGCUGAGCCUGAAGGACUGUGA